Priapulus caudatus is the source of this 2131-nucleotide messenger RNA. Its product is annotated as cilia- and flagella-associated protein 45-like. The transcript is spliced from 11 exons. The coding region runs from base 130 to 1560 and encodes 476 amino acids. NCBI's taxonomy places the organism in Eukaryota, Metazoa, Priapulida, Priapulimorpha, Priapulimorphida, Priapulidae. The record is from RefSeq and is a predicted model, not a curated record.
AGCGUUGUCAUUAUUUACGGCGCGUUGAUAGAGAAAUUCCAUGUAAAGAGAUCAAAUACUUCAUUUUCCACAGUAAUCAACAGUCGCUCACAAUAAAUUUCGUGGGAACGAAUAGGGCCUAGAGGGAGUAUGACUGAGACUGAGCUGAGCGUAACGGGAUCGGGGUCUAGUAGUGGCAGAAGGCGCGGUGGACGCUACCGCACCGUCAACAAACAAUCCACUAUUGACGAAUCCCUCUUUGGUGCGCCGAAUAAGGUGACCGAAGUCGUGAAGCGAGUGGAGAAACACGAGAGGAAUCAAUCUGCACCUCCUUGGUUCUCAGGGUCGAGCAAGAAAGACAAGGUUGUACAGGUCAUCACCAAAGAUCUUAUCCGAAAUCUAAUAGUUCCAAAAGAGGAUCCGAGUGGACAGUCCAUCGUUCUACCAGUUACUGAAUUUGAACGAAUUAAGAACAAUGCAAGAGUGCUCUCACAUCAAGAACGGGCGGAGUUACUGCAGCAGCUCAAGAGAGAGAAAGAAGCAUCCCAAGAUGCCUGCCAGGCUCGGAAGGACUUCAUGCAGCAGCAGGAGAAGCAGAGAAGGAAGAAUGAGAAGUUGAACGAACUGGAUGAGGAAGCCAAGCAGAAGGCGAUGUUCCUGCUGGAGAAGGCUAAUGAGCAGCGGCAGGAGCAGGAGGACGAGAUAAAGGAGCUGAACGAGUUGAUCCUGAAGAUCAAAUGUCAUGCGAUACGAGAUGCGCAAGUGCAGGAGAAGGAGCAGAUAGGGCUGGAGGUGGACGAGGAAGAGAAGAGACUUGAUGUCAUGAUGGAGGUUGAUCGCAUGAACGCUCUCACAAAGCAGGAAGGGCUGGAGAAGAAACGCAAGCAGGAGAGAUACCAAUUCAGAGCACAGGGUUCAGGCGCCAUGCUAAUGCUGCCUACACACAUUCAGACUAGCUUGGCAAGAGAGAAUGCAGAAAUUCUGAGACGGCAGGAAGUGGCCAAAGAACAGGAGAAACUUAUUGACACGAAGGUCACGGAAUACAUGCAGCAGAAGGAGGUAAGUUGUUGUCAGUGUAGGAUUCGUGACGCGCUGCGAGCGAAGAGGAACACGGAGCAGGUGGAGCGUGAGUGGAGGAGGAAGGAGAAGGAGGAUGUGCUGAGGAAGGCUGAGGUCGAGCGGCAGCUGAAUGUCGCGCGUGAGCAGCAGGUCAUGGCUAAGCAACACUUCCUCGCAGUGCAGGCGCAGCGCGACCGCACCGAGUUCGAACGCGUGCUGAAGGCGCAGAUUGAGGCUCAGGACAAGGAGCACAGCAACGACCAGCAGAGGGUUGACCGGCAGCUGCAGCAUGCAGACGACGUGCGCAAGCAGAUACGCCAGAAGGAGCUCGAACGCGUGCAGGACAGGAAGGAAUUCUUCCAGGAAGGAAUUAAGUUGGACGAGGAAGCCAAGCUGCGCAGGCAGAGACUCGACGCCACGAAACGAAAGAAGAUCGGUGAACUUAGGAACGUUGGCAUACCAGAGAAGUAUAUUCGAGAUGUGGAGAGAAAGGUGGUGGGUGUUGUUGAACCGCCAGUAUAGUUGGAAAGGCUUGCUCUAUCUUAAGUUUGAAGAUCUCCACUGCAAGAAUCCCAGGCGCACGUGUAUACAGAAUACAUGAGCUACUGCCACUUAGCCGCAUACUUUGUGUAUUGACGAAAUUACCCUAGACUGUGUGCAAACAAAUUAAACACUAUUUUCAUGAUCGUCAAUUCAUUAUAGCUAAUUAUAUCAGAUAAAAAUAUGUAUAAGGUUUUCAUUCCGCAUAGCCGUUAACUUUUUGUUUGCGGUUCUAGCCGAGAUUCUGUAACUAUAGCAACGGAAAAAAUAUAGUUUACUAGUAAAUGGAGUAUAAUCCUACAAAUAUUUCCACAAAAUUUUAUAUAUAUGCUGACCUCUGAGAUGUGCUGAUAUACCAUACCAUUUCGUUAAAAGGUGAUUGGAUAAAAUAGUAUUUCGUGAAACGUUUAGGUGGCUGGAAAUGAUAUUUUCAGAUUGAUUCUUGAUAGCUAUUUUCAUACAGGUAUUCCUUGCAUAAAAUCUCUAUAUAUGCUUUUGAAUAAUAAAGUAUAUUUCAUGUGAUUACUAUAUAAUCACAUUGUCAGUUUUCUUA